Molecule: messenger RNA, 1545 nt
Organism: Ostrinia furnacalis (Asian corn borer)
Lineage: Eukaryota; Metazoa; Arthropoda; Insecta; Lepidoptera; Crambidae
Product: organic cation transporter protein
Exons: 7
Coding region: 1-1545 (514 amino acids)
Biological process (GO): transmembrane transport
Cellular component (GO): membrane
Molecular function (GO): transmembrane transporter activity
Source: RefSeq, a predicted model, not a curated record
AUGGCGGGGAAAGCAGAGCACGGGGCGCGCACCUCUGCCACCGGGCCCCCGGGGCCCCCGGGGCCCCCNAGCGCGAGCCCCGGCCCGCCGCCGGGGCCCGGCGCCGACGAGCCCGACGCCCUGGAACAAGCGCUGGAGCAGCUGGGCGCGUUCGGGCUCUACCAACGCUACUCGCUGUUCAUGCUGUGCCUCCCAGGUCUCUUAUCUGCCAUGUACUCCCUCAACUAUGUGUUUGUCGCUGACCAGGUGCCGUUUCGAUGCGUGGUGCCGGAGUGCGAAGGUGCUGGCGGUGCGGGGUUCGCCAACGAGUCGGCGCUGCCGCUGCUGGCCGCGGCGCGCUGCGAGCGGUUCGCGCCGCUGCGGCCCGGCCUGGCCUCCUGCGACCGCGACCUGUUCCACCCCGUCGACACGGUGCGCUGCGAACACUUCAUCUACGAGAACUACGACACCAUCUUUGCUGAGUUCGGGCUGGCGUGCCGCGAGUGGAUGCGCACGCUGAUGGGCACGGUGCGCAACUCCGCGCUGCCCUUCGCGCUCAUACUCACCGGCUUCGUCUCUGACAAGUACGGGCGGCGCACCGCGUUCUGCAUAUUCUCGGCGUGCGCGGGCGUGCUGGGCAUCGUGAAGGCGCUGUCCGUCAACUACCAGAUGUACGUGGCGCUGGAGUUCUUCGAGGCGGCGCUCGGCUACGGCUUCAACAGCGCCGCCUACGUCAUGAUUGUGGAGCUAGCGCGCCCCUCGCUGCGGGCUGCGUUCGCGUGCGCGACCGGCGUGGCUUACGGGCUGGGCGGCGCGCUGUUCGCGCUGGUGGCGUGGGCCGUGCCGAACUGGCGCCGCCUGCUGCUCACGAUCCACGCGCCGGCGCUGCUGCUGCCGCUGUACUGGCUGCUGGUGCACGAGAGCCCGCGCUGGCUGCACGCGCGCCAGCGGACGACCGAAGCCGCCGCUAUUAUUAAAAAGGCUGCUAGAGUCAAUAAGGUCACAGUAUCCGAAGAUGUGAUGAAAGCUCUACUAGAGACAGAGACUGAAAAACAAAAAGAGGCCGUGAAGACGAACGCUUGGCUCCGGCUUUUACGCUCGCGCGUUCUGAUGCUGCGCUUCGCGGCGUGCGCGUGGUGCUGGGUGGCGGUGGCCUUCGUGUACUACGGGCUCACCAUCAACUCGGUGGCGCUGGCGGGCGACAAGCACGUCAACUUCGCGCUAAACAUGGGCAUGGAGGUCGUGGCGUCGCUGCUGCUCAUGAUGGCGCUGGAGCGCUUCGGCCGCAAGUGGACCAUUUUCCUCGCGUUCCUGCUGUGUGGGCUGGCGUGCGUCAUACCUUUCUUUAUUUCACACACGGGCACGAUCGUGGCGCUGUUCUUCGUCGGCAAGCUGGCCAUCACGCUGGCCUUCAACUCCAUGUACGUGUUCACGGCGGAGCUGUUCCCCACCGAGGCUCGCAGCUCGGCGCUGGCCGCCUGCUCGCUGGUGGGCCGGCUCGGCUCCAUCCUCGCGCCGCAGACGCCGCUGCUGGUGGGUAUUGCAAUCAGACUCGAAACAUUCUAA